AUGGUCGUGUUCCCGCUUGCCCUGCUCCUCCUGGUGACAUCAUGGCCCGCUAGCACGUUCGCGGAUUUCACCGACGACGCGACGCUGGAAAAGGAGCUCUCUUUGGCGGGGCUCACGGGAUUCUUGAGCCUUCUUAAGCAAGGCGGCCUCUUGUCGGAGCUGGAGCUCCGCGCGCGAAACGGAUCCGCCGUUACUCUCUUCGCGCCGACCAACGAGGCGCUCAUGCGCACAAACCCCGCUUUCCUCGCCUUUCUUAAACUGCAGCGCAACGACGCGAUGCUUCACGACGUGCUGAUGUACCACGUCAUCGAGAAGCCCGUGUCGGCCUUCGCGUGGGAAGGCUCGUUCAGCACGCUGCAGGGCGCGCCGAUUCAACUCCACGUGGACGCUCUCGCGUUUCAAGUUGGCGACUCGACCGUGAAGCAGUACAAGGCCGUCACCAUGUCCAUGGGCCUGGCUGACGGGCAGAGCGUGGAGGUUUUCGCGGGCACGAUCGUGGUUCAUUCCAUCAACUCGCUGCUCGUGCCGCCGGCUCUCGACGAAGCAUUUUUGGAGACCGACCUGAACACGAUCCUUGCCGAAGGAAACGAAUCUGACGGCGAUCAGGGCUUGUACGGCUCGGACAUCCGGCGGUCCAUGCUCGCCGGGGCACCAGGCUCCGAGCCUCUCCCAGGCCCUCCUGUCACUUCCUCUCCGCCACCCCCGCCCAGCCCCACUGUCCCAGUCCAGCCGCUCCCUACCCCCCCGCCUGCUCCCACAACCGCGCCUCCGCCUCCCAAAUCCGCUCCUGAUACCCUCGAUGCGCUCAACGCGUUCGACGCGCUCGUGCUGUUCGUCAGCAAUGCGGCUUUCUGGGUGCAGUUACAGGGCACGGGCUUGCUUCUUCUCCUCGCUGUCCUGUGGUUCAAGGCCUCUCAGCUGCGCCUCAACGAGGCGCGCAGGAUAAUCAGGGAGAGACGCACUAUAGCAAUACGUGAUGUGGCGAACGUCGCUGCCCUCGAUGUUGCCAGUGGUAGUUCUGACCCUGGCAAUCUCUCGCAGGACGCGCGUCACGCGCAGCAGCAGCAGCAGCAGCAGCAGCAGCAGGAACAGCACGAGCUUCCCAAAGUGACGGUCGUUCUCGCCGUGAAAGGCUGCGCGGGCGACGCGGGGAUGAGCAACUGGCGCUCGCACGUCCAGACUCUGUACGGCGGCGCGUCGGAGUUCAUCUUCUGCGUGGAAACCGCCCACGACCCCGCGUGCCGCGCGGUUAAGGCCCUCCAGCGCGAAAUGUGCGGACUUGCGCAGAUACGCCUCGUCGUGGCGGGCCUCGCGACGCGCUGCUCGCAGCAGAUCCACAACCAGCUCGCGGUCGCGAUGCGCGCGGGAGCGGACUCGAAAUACCUCCUCUUUCUAGACGACGACAUUCAAACCCACCCGGACACGCUCACCCUGCUCGUAACAGCCAUGGAGGAAAAUCCCAACGCGCUCGUCUGCACGGGCUAUUCCUUCGACUUCCCGGGUCCGGACCCGCAAACCAGGCGCAACCUAGCGGCAUACGCGGCCAUGGUGUAUCGCGUGCCCGUGCAGCUCGCCAUGGCGUCGGGCGGGAAGCAGCUGCCCGUGUGGGGCGGCUGCAUGAUGAUUCGCCUCGACGACCUCCGCGCCGACAGAUACGGCAUGUUGACGGCGCUCAGCGCGCGCGGGUACAGCAACGACCUCACUCUCUCCGCCAUCGCCGCGAGCAACGGCCGCGACGUCGUGUGCCCCGCGGCGGCGAUUUUCCCGGGCAUACUCUCCGGGUCGUGGACGUUUCAGCGCUACUGGAACUACGUGCGCCGGCAGACGUUCGCGCUCACCACCUUCUGCUCGCCCGUCGCGCUCGCGCUAAACGCGUGCGCGUUGCUGCUGUACGGGUACGGCUCGUUCUGCCUGCUCGCGCCGCUGCUUCCUUCGGCUCUCCGCGUGGCCCGCUUCCUCUCGUCUGUAGCUCGUGGUGAACCUGCAUGGAACCUUCCGAGUACCGGUCCUGACUGGGAUCCCUACCCUUCCAGCCCCUCCAGUCUCAUCAGUUCUUUCAUUCUCUCCAGUCUCUCCGGUGUUUCCAGCUUCAACAGCAGCGCUGCCAUUGCGCUCAUCCUCGUCAAUGCAAGCCUCUUCCUCGCGCUGCUGUACCUCUCACUGCUCGCCCUCGCGACGCUCGCAGUGAUCCGCCUGUUCCACACCACCUUCUCUCUCUGCAACCUCCUCUCCCCCGAGAAACCCCCUAUUCGUCUGGGCAGCCUCAGCCUGAUGCUGGGCGUGGCGGGCAUGCUGGUCAAUCUCGCAGUUGUCCCUAUUGUGUCGGUGUACACGCUGUUACAACCCGCGAUCACCUGGGCUGGAAUCACGUACGUGCGGCGCUGGGGGCUUAUUGUGGAGGUCAGGCAUCCCCAACAUCCGCAGGUGGGGCAGCAGCAGCAGCAGCAGCAGCAGCACAGGCAGUUGAGGGACGGGGGUGUGACGGGUGAAAGGGAGGAAAUGGAGGGAACGAUGGAGGUGGAGAUGAAAGAGGAGGAUGGCGAGGAGGAGCAGCAGUGGCUGCUUCCCCCCCUGGCAUCAUCACCAGUUUCUGGCCUCAAGCAAGCAGGUUGA
This is a messenger RNA of Closterium sp. Naga37s-1, 2613 nucleotides long. The record is from the annotation of a GenBank genome assembly. Lineage: Eukaryota; Viridiplantae; Streptophyta; Zygnematophyceae; Desmidiales; Closteriaceae.